This is a messenger RNA of Gopherus flavomarginatus (Mexican gopher tortoise), 2415 nucleotides long. It is a transcript of the gene RCAN2, whose product is annotated as regulator of calcineurin 2. The coding region runs from base 82 to 813 and encodes 243 amino acids. Lineage: Eukaryota; Metazoa; Chordata; Testudines; Testudinidae. Gene Ontology annotation, biological process: calcium-mediated signaling. Gene Ontology annotation, molecular function: calcium-dependent protein serine/threonine phosphatase regulator activity; nucleic acid binding. The record is from RefSeq and is a predicted model, not a curated record. Gene Ontology annotation, cellular component: cytoplasm; nucleus. The transcript has 5 exons.
GAGCAGCAGACGGGGGCUCGCCGGCUCAGUGGCUGCGGCGGUGCACAGGGGGUGGGGGGCGGAAAACGAGCCCCAGCAGGAAUGAGGGGAGAAUCAUAUUUCCUUGGAAUGCGAGGCCCUGGUCACUAUGGCUGUGUUCUGGAGGAUGGGGGACUUCUCCUACUCUACUCUAUAGACCGAGACAAGGAUAUAAAGAGAUGUUUUGCAGAGGAAGAUUUUCAUGAAAUAACUGAUUUCAAUGAUCUCCCAAACUCUCUCUUCGCUUGUAACGUCCACCAAUCUGUGUUUGAAGGCGAGGACAGCAAGGAGAAGUUUGAGGGCUUGUUCCGUGCCUAUGAUGACUGUGUGACGUUCCAGUUGUUUAAAAGCUUCAGACGUGUGCGGAUAAAUUUCAGCAGUCCUAAAUCAGCUGCUCGGGCCAGGAUAGAGCUGCAUGAAACACAGUUCAGAGGGAAGAAGUUAAAACUAUACUUUUCACAGGUUCAGACCUCUGAGACAGAUGGGGACAAGCUUCAUUUGGCUCCACCGCAGCCCGCAAAACAGUUUCUCAUCUCACCUCCAGCCUCCCCUCCCGUAGGGUGGCAGCCAAUAGAUGAUGGAACACCAGUCAUCAACUACGACCUCCUUUAUGCAGUUUCUAAACUAGGACCAGGGGAGAAGUACGAGCUGCAUGCAGGGACAGAGUCCACCCCGAGCGUGGUGGUGCACGUCUGCGACAGCGACACAGAGGAAGAUGAGGACCCAAAGAAUUCUCCAAAGCCAAAAAUUAUUCAAACUCGGCGCCCUGGCCUGCCUCCUCCUGUGUCUAACUGAGCCUCUCCAGCGGAAGCAGCACUUCUCUCCUCCAGCAUGGCUCUUUGUUUUUCUGUUUGCUAUGUUUUGUUGAAGGGCAGCCAUUGCCUCCUGGGUAAUGGGACAUCUCGCUCAUUGAAAUCCCUUCUCUGUACUCAAGUCUGUCUAACACAAGGGCUAGGAAAAAAUUCUUUGUACAUGUAACCAUAUUACCUGCCAUCGAGUGUGAUAGGUCUUGUGAAAGGGGCUAGAAUAGGCUGGGAAGAGGGGGGGGAGUUUAGUUUGAGGGUUUUUCAUAGCAUUGCACAUUGUAAUGAUAGCAAAACCAGAAGCAUCGCUUAGUAAACUAGUGAUGGGCAAAUAGGCUGAUGUUGGGAUUAAUAUGCAGACUAGCAGAACAUUCUUCUCUGCUCCCCUUUCCACAGGAUCCCACUCCCCCCCCCUACUCCCCAGCAGACCUGGGUCUCCCACUUGUCCCUCAUUCUUACCUGGUGUCAUCUUGUGAGGUAGCAGCUUGGUGGCCUUUAACCUCUUCACCUCCACUUACUAAGCAUUUAUCUUGUGGCAGGCAACUUCUGUAGGAGACAAGAAGUUUUCUGCAUGUUUCAGUUACAGCCAGAGGACUGAAACAGUCCUGUCCCUUGACUGCUGCUGAAUACGUUGGCCCUUUAAAUCUGGGGCUGACACACCCUGGAGUGCAUUGGGCUGAAAGGGGAGGCAGGAUUUUGUGAAGGGGGAGGUGUCCUUCAUUCCUGUGUCCUCCAAUGAUAGGGAGCCAGGCUGCUAGCAGUGGGGGAAAUCCUCACAUUCCGUCCGAUUAGGAGGGCAAGGAUGUUACUUCUCUUUUCCUGCACCCCUGAGGUUAGGGUGAAGAAGCUAACUUCCCAUUACACUGGGAUUCAUUACUGUCUCAUGGUAGCAGUGAUGGACAGAGGUUUCCAGUGGUAUGCUGGAUAGCCCUGAUACUCCAGCUAUUUGCAAAUAUUUGCCUAUCCCUAAUAAUCAGCACUCCCCCUCCCCCUUUUCUCGAUGUGUUUUAAGGUCCAUAUUAGCUGUAUGCAGUAUUCUGCGCCUCACCCCCCUCCCCGGCCAAAUAAAACAGGACCACACUUAAACUUGAACUUAGACUGCAUGGAAUUUACUCUGCUGUCUCACUCACUCCUACAUGUCCCUGUCACUUAUAACAUGCACAGGAUUACUGACAUUUUUGUGCGUUCAUUAUGGCUGGUAGCAGAGAGUACUUAGAUAUUUGGAUUUUCUACCUGGGCAGAUCAUCUCUGUUAAUUAUUCUCAUGCACGCUCACCGUUUUGAGAAAGUGCUCUCUAGAGAUCUAAGCCUCGCUCUCACAAAGGCACGUGAGCUUAACUUGACACACGUGAGUAGUUCCAUUGAAAUGAAUGUUAUGAAAGCGAAGCGUAUGCAUAGGGCUUUGCAGGAUUGGGGCAUAAGCAAAUGAGCUGCAGUUCUAUCCCACCCCUUGAGAUGGCACUGAGGGGUUCCAUGUUUAAACUCUCAGUUUCUUUCCGAUCAAAUUUGCUCCAUGUACAAAUAAAAAGGUUUUGGGGUUUUUUUUUUGUUUGUUUUUUACUUCUCAACCCUGCAAGGUCAACCUGGGAUCUGAA